AUGCCCCGGCAAGGCUUAGUUUCGUGCACCUGCUGGCUCGCAUGUUUCGUUCUGACGCCCAUCUCCGCGUGGGACGAGGCGGAGAGGAUGCGUCGAUUCUGUCAGCGUCACAGAGGCUACGCCGCCGCGCGGAACCCAGGAGACUUGAACGCGACGUUCGAGCCGAUAUUGAGGGGCGAGGUUUUCCAGGAGUACUCGCCGAGGAUACACAGCACUGACCCGUGGGUCGUGUACUUCGAGGAACUUCUCUCGGAGGCGGAGGUGCAGGCCCUUGAAGCGAACAUGUUCGACCACAAGGCGCAGGAGUUUUUCAGGAGCGGCGGCGGGGUAGAUGGGCGGCAUCAGUACAGGAACUCGGAGACAGCCAUGUGCGAAGGCCGGUGCGACGAGGACCCCAGCAUCCGGCGUCUCCGCGAAAGGGCAUCGAAAAUCUCAAGGGCUCCAGUGGAGAAUUUUGCAUUGUCCGAGGCCUUGCGCUACAGAGAUGGCAUGUUUACAAGGAACACCACGACAACGGAUUCAUCUUCCACUACCUUCCGUGCGGGGCUCGGAUAUACACUUGGUUCGUAUAUUUGUCAGGAGACGGCCUGGAAGGCGGCGCCACCUUCUUCCCGAGGCUGGACGUGA
Molecule: messenger RNA, 627 nt
Organism: Prorocentrum cordatum
Lineage: Eukaryota; Dinophyceae; Prorocentrales; Prorocentraceae
Source: the annotation of a GenBank genome assembly